Molecule: messenger RNA, 4825 nt
Organism: Arvicola amphibius (Eurasian water vole)
Lineage: Eukaryota; Metazoa; Chordata; Mammalia; Rodentia; Cricetidae
Gene: Atmin
Product: ATM interactor
Exons: 4
Coding region: 1-2466 (821 amino acids)
Biological process (GO): regulation of transcription by RNA polymerase II
Cellular component (GO): nucleus
Molecular function (GO): transcription cis-regulatory region binding; DNA-binding transcription factor activity, RNA polymerase II-specific
Source: RefSeq, a predicted model, not a curated record
AUGGCGGCCACGGAGGCGGCGGCGGCUGCGUCCGCGGCUCCGGCCCCGGGCGUCCCGGCCAUGCCGGCGAGCUUGCGGGGAGCCGCCGCCGCCGCCUCGGGCCCGUGGGGGCCGUCGGAGUCGCGGCUUCAGGGCAGCCGACCGCGACCGGCCAGGGCUCGGGCCGCGGUCCCGGUGCCACCGGCCCGGGAACUGAUCCAGCCGUCUGUGAGCGAGCUGUCGCGGGCUGUACGCACCAAUAUUCUGUGCACUGUGCGUGGCUGCGGCAAGAUCCUGCCUAACAGUCCUGCGCUCAACAUGCACCUAGUCAAGAGCCACCGACUGCAGGAUGGCAUAGUAAAUCCAACGAUAAGAAAAGACUUGAAAACUGUCCCAAAAUUCUACUGCUGUCCAAUCAAAGGAUGUCCUCGAGGCCCUGACCGGCCAUUCUCCCAGUUCUCUCUGGUUAAACAGCACUUUAUGAAAAUGCAUGCAGAAAAGAAGCACAAAUGCAGUAAAUGCAGUAAUUCCUACGGCACCGAGUGGGACCUGAAACGACACGAGGAAGACUGUGGCAAGACCUUCCAGUGUACGUGUGGCUGCCCCUACGCCAGCAGAACCGCGCUGCAAUCUCACAUCUACCGAACUGGCCACGAGAUCCCUGCAGAGCACAGAGACCCACCUAGUAAAAAAAGGAAAAUGGAAAGCUACCUGCAAAGCCAGAAGUUGUCCAGUAAAAGUACUGAACCACCGAGCGACCAGCCAGCCCCUCCCCAAGAUGCUCAUGAACUGGAAGCAGCAGAAGUGAAGCUAGUGGCAUCGCUUGAAGACUCUUACAGCAAUCACGCCAAAAAGCAGAGCAUCACAGCACCGUCCAGGUGCCCCCAGAAGCUGCUUUUACCAAAGCCCAAGGUGGCUCUGGUUAAACUUCCGGUCAUGCAGUUUUCCCCUGUGCCUGUCUUUGUGCCUACAGCUGACCCCUUGGCCCAGCCUGUGGUGUUAGGUAUGGACCGUGGUUCUGCGGCCGGAGCUGUACACUUAGUCCCCUUGCCGGUAGGAACCCUGAUCCUCAGCCUGGAUCCAGAGGCCUGCUCUCUGAAGGAGAGCCUACCCCUCUCGAAAGUUAUCAGUCCCAUUGUCGAGCCCAUCAGUACAGGUGUUCAGGUGAACUUGGGGAAAAGCCCUUGUAGUCCUUUACAAGAACUCGGGAGUGCGUGUCAGAAGAGCAGCCUCUCCUCAAUCAACGUGCAGACGGACCUGUCCUAUGCCUCACCCGACUUGAUACCUUCUGCUCAGUGGCUCAGCCCAGAUUCCUCUGUGUCAUCGUGUUCUCAAACGGACCUGUCGUUUGAUUCUCAAGUGUCCCUUCCCGUUAGUGUCCACACCCAGACGCUGGUGCCCAGCUCAAAGGUCACUUCAUCCAUAGCUGCUCAGACAGAUGCACUUAUUGAUGCCUGUUUCCAGCCAGGUGGGAUCUCCAGGGAAACCCAAACCAGCAGGAUGCGAGACCCCAGCCAUGACCCUGUGCAGGUGGACCCCACUGGCCUGUGUGGGGACAUCUUUGAAAGUGUCCAUUCAUCAUACAGUGUCCCCGCGGACAGCAUCAUGAGUAGCAGUUUGGUUUCAGAGACAGUCGCUCAUGGUCUGUUACCUCAGAAUGACCCUAAGGUAUUAAGCCAAGUCAUUGAAAAGUCUGCGCCUUUGUUACACUUCAGUGCCCAGAACAGCAUGCUUCCCUCACAGAACAUGACUGAUAAUCAGACCCAAACCAUAGAUCUACUGAGUGACUUAGAAAACAUCCUGUCAAGCAACCUGCCUGGCCAAGCACUGGAUAACCGCAGUCUUCUGUCCGACACUAACCCGGGGCCUGACGCCCAGCUCCCAGCAGGCUCAGCCCAGAAUUCUGGGAUUGAUUUCGAUCUUGAAGAGUUCCUCUCGGCCUCAAAUAUCCAGACUCAGACUGAAGAGAGUGAGCUCACCAGCGUGAGCACUGAGCCCGCUCUGGAGUCCCUGGACAUCGAAACUCAGACCGACUUCUUCCUCACAGACCCCUCCGCCCAGCCCUACGGCUUCAGGGCAAGUUCAAGCUUUCUGGGCCUGGAGAUGUUUGACACACAGACACAGACAGACUUAAACUUCUUCUUGGACAGUAGUCCUCACCUGCCCCUGGGCAGCAUCCUGAAACACUCCAGCUUCUCUAUGAGCACCGACUCAUCUGACACAGAGACCCAGACGGAAGGCGCCUCCCCUGCUCAACACACACCCGCGCUGGAGAGCAAGGUCCAGCUGAACAGCACAGAAACACAGACCCUGAGUUCUGGCUUCGAGCCCCUGGGGAACUUGUUCUUCACCAGCAAUGAAACUCAGACAGCAAUGGGUGACUUCCUUCUAGCCGACUUGGCCUGGAACACAAUGGAGUCCCAGUUCAGCUCUGUGGAGACGCAGACAUGCUCCGAGCUGCACGCCCACGCCGUCUCCAGCUUCUGAAGGGGCAGCCAGGCUCCCCUCCCCCUGUAGGUUUAGGACAUGGUGAAAGGACAGCCAUACCAACUGUGGAGUUGGUGGGGCAGCUGUUAAGAUUCUCCGCAGUUCUUGGCGUUUGUACUCGUGAACACAAGAUUGGUGUACAAAUGUGAGUGUAUUAUAAAGUGUAAGGUGUUGAUCUGAAAAGUUUCAGUGUUGCCUACGUUUGCUCCUGUGUAGCUAUUCUCUCCAUCUUAAAAAAAAAAAAAAAAAAAGCAUUUCACACUGUAAGACUUACAACCAUUUAGCUGAAGCCAAGCUUACCAGAUAGUAGGGCGCAAGCUUUGCAACCGCUUUAACCGAGUUUAGCGCGCUUAAACAGUCAGACAACGCUUGUGUGGCCCUGGCUCUGAUGCUGCUGCCCUUUGCCUUGUGAUGUCCGUUCUGACUUGGAAACACUAAGGGAAGCCACAGCUGUCUUUAGCUUUUAUGACAGUUUCUACAUCGUCACUGCUGUCCCUUCUCUCCCGAGCAGUGACUGCUGCCAGCUUUGUUUGCUGUCCAUUUCUCUCUCUGAGAGUAGCAAGCACUUAGUGUAACUAGCCGUCCUUCUAGUAAGAGUAAGGCCUCCAGACCAUGGAGUCGGCUCUGUGGAAUCCUGCCGUUUCCUUCAUCUCAGGCUCCUCCUGCACCAUGGAAAAGUUUUCCUCUCACUAUUGAUGGUCAAGAAGAUCCCUGUGACCAAAUUUAUGGGAUUGAUUGCCCAUGUCAGCAGGCAGCCAGUUGUGAGCACACAGUGGCCAGAGGAUCGUCACUCUGUCUUGGAGCUCAGGCCCCAGAGCUUCUACCUAUCUGUAAAUCGGGGUUCCUGUGACUCCCCACUCUUUGAGCUCAGUUAAUUUACUAGAGAGGCUUACAGAACUCAGGGAUACAGUUAUUGCAAAGGGUAGAGUGGGUACAAAAGGGGCAGCGGGUUUCUACACCUUCUCUAGGCACAACACCCACCAAGAAUCCGCGUUUUUUAGCCUUGUAGAAACCCUUCAAACCCAGGCUUCUGGGGUUAGUGGCUGCUUUGUUGUAUGGGUAGAGCUGCUUAAAUCAUUGCCACUAGUGAUCAACUUAACCUUAGGUACCACCCUCCCCAUUGGAUUGGGAGUUAGGGAUGAAGUUGAAAAGAAUCCCAAUCUUCCAAUCAUUAAUCAUGCUUUGGUCUCUCCUGUGACUUGUCCCCGUCCUAAUGCUACCUGGAGCUACCAGCUACCAGUGACCUCAUAGCAAGCAAAAGCAAACCUUUCUUCUAAAUAUUUUGGGGUUGGGGAGUGUUGUGUGCAAAUACAUACUUUAUUUCAUCACAUCCACAAACAUCCCAUUUGACAGUAGACCCUGGGGGCUACCCUACUGCUUCCUGUUAUGUACUUACAGGCUCUCUAAAAAUUAAAAAGGAAGAAGGAAGGCAAAGGCAUCCCUGUCAAGCCCCCUUUCAGUACUUUGCACUUCUCAUCUUGAUAGGAGGAACAUGGCCUACAAAAUCUUUCCUUCCACCCACCCCACCCUUUUCCUUGAAGGAAACACUUUGGUCUGGCACGUACAUUAUGUGUACCUUGAGACUAGCAAUUGUAGAAUAGAGCCAUCGAAAGUAUGCUAGUCUAGAUUCUGUUGUGAGACAUUCUUUAAAGGGGAAAGGUUGUAGACCAUUUAUUUGCUUCAAUACUCGAGAGCAUUUUGAGGGGUGAACGUGGUCAAGCAUGCCUUGCGGGCUCUCUGUGCUAAGUAGAUCAUGGAUUCUUAGGCAAAUCUGAGUACACACAGCCUGGGGAACCGUCCAGUCCUCCCUGGGAAGCCCUGUUCUUUCUGUAGCAUAUGCUUGUGCUGCCAAUAAGCUGAACCCUUAAAACCUAAGGGGACCGAUGAUUCCUUAAGUAAAUGGGGCGUUGCUGCUGUUGUGUCCCGCCCACCUUCUGGAAGGCCUCAGAAAUGGGCUAACACACCUGGCAGAUGAAUGCACCCCACUAGCUAAACAGUGGUUUGGGUCACAGUUGCCUGUGAAUGUGAGUUCAGAACAGACAUAAAGCCUUAACUUAGAUUUUCUGUUGUGUUUUGGAAUCAUCACUGCCUUAAUGUUCAAGCAUCUAUUAAGCCCUCCGGCUGAAGGAGAAAUGCAUGUCUGCUCGUGACUUUUUGUAAAUAUAAGUGCAGCGAGCUAUUGCCUUUAAGUUUCAGUUUUUGUUUCUGUGGCAAUGUCUCUUUAUAGUUACAGGAAAAAAUGGAGCAUGUAAUUGUCUUUCAUGUGCAAGAACUGUCCCGACAAACCCUUCGUCACUUGAAUUCUCCCACCGUUGUUUGUAAACACAGAUUCGGUGAUUAAAGAGAAACUAGAACUCUC